Messenger RNA from Trichomonas vaginalis G3, 567 nucleotides. RefSeq names its product protein serine/threonine kinase protein. The transcript has a single exon. Bases 1 to 567 code for a protein of 188 amino acids. Lineage: Eukaryota; Parabasalia; Trichomonadida; Trichomonadidae. The record is from RefSeq and is a predicted model, not a curated record.
AUGCAUUACACAAUGGAUAAAGAUAUUCUCCAAAAAGAGCAUCAACAUAUUAAUUCCGAAUUGAAGAAUCAAGUAGAUUUCAAAAUAUCUAAAUUAGAAGUUACUGAUAAGCAAAAAACUGUUGAAAGAGUGAUUAAUCAAAUUAACAAUCCCACAUUUGAUUUGUCUCAGAUUAAAAAGAAUUCAGACAAGAAUAGAAUUAAGCUAGUUGGUUUGUGGGCUCAUUUAUUAGAUGAAUAUCGACAAUCAAUGAAUACUCAAGAUAUUCCACAGUUAAUAACUAUUAAAUUAAGAAUGAAAACAUUAAUAGAGGAAAUCAGUAGAAAGACUAGUUAUUCCAAAAAUAAAAUAUAUGAGAUUUUGGAAUCUAUUCAACUAAAGCAAGCACUCAGGACAAAAAUAAAAGAAUAUAAAACAUCCAAGACAUUGACAGUAACUGAGUUACCAAAAGAGUUCAAAUCAAAUCAAACAAAAAGAACAAUUUUGGCUCGAUCAAAUUCUGUUCCAAAAAUUUUCUUUUACUUCGAUACAACACCGUGUAUCAGAAAUUGGGGAGAAGCUUCCUAA